AUGGUUUCAAACAAGUUGAUUCUGGCUGCUUUCACAGCCUUGGCUUCCGUGGCCAAUGCAAGCCCCUGUAAGCCGUCGCUUACCAAGGCCAUCACUACCUCUGCCACCGAAACUGUUGGAUCUUCCACUUAUGUCGAGACCAGCACUGCAGUUACUGAGAGCGAGACCGUAACUCAGAGUGAGACAACGACCACGGAGGCUCUCAGCACCGAAGCGUCGACGACUGUUGCCGAGAGUGCUCCCACAACCACAGCAGUUGACGAGCCUCUCCUCACCAACGCUGACUUUGACGGUGGUACGACUGCCCCGUGGCAGUUGCAGACGGAACGCGGGGAUGCCUUGACUCUUGGCAGCGGCUACCAGAGCCCAGCCUCUGGUAAAGUCCAGUUUGGCAACGUCCAAGGCAGCCAGUACGCUAACCUUAUUGUCCAAAAGAUCAAUAAGCAAGCACUCAAGGCGGGACCAUAUGAACUCCAAGGCUAUACCCGCGUUGAUACGUAUAGCCAGAACGGCGACGGCUGCAGUCGCAUCAUCGCUGCUUGCUUCACCGGAUCUGGAGAUAACUCGGUCAUCGUGCCAGGUUCGCUGAUGCGGGCAACUGCUGAGAAUUCCGCCAGUGACUGGUCCCAGAUAGAAACGACGUGUACCUUCACCGAUGAGAUGCUGGCUGGAGAUGACGACAUCAGCGUUGUGUUUGGGUUCGCAUGUGCUAAUUCCGGUGCCUACCUUGACUCUGUUGAGCUCACGCCUGCUGCUGUAAUCCCAAACACCGACACUACCACUGUUGCGACCAGCAGUGAGACCAGUAUGGGAAUUACUACCACUCAAGCGACUACCGAGGCUACCUCCACCGAGAGCUCAGCGAUCGCCACCGAGACUGCUACCACGAUCACCGUAGCCGAUGCAGACCCAACACCUGUUAUCAUCAACAGCAGCUUCGAUCUCGAUACUACUGAGCCCUGGCUAUCAACUCGCUCUGAGACCAUUGACCGCGACACCAACAAUCCCUUCGAAGGCCCCGCUUCUGGACGACUAGAAUAUGAAAUCGAUGGCGGACAGGCCUACUGGAACUAUUUCUACCAAAAGGUCGACACAAAUGAUCUCAAAGCAGCCUCUUACCGCCUCUCUGGCUCCAUACGCGUCGACUACUACACCAAUAGCGUAAGUGGCGACGGAUGCAAUACCCUCGCGCUUGAAUGUACCCUUGGAGACCCAAACAACUACGAUCGUGUUCCGGGCUCAAAUGUAAUGGGCAGUCCUAGCGGCGCUGUGAACAAUUGGGUUUCAGUGGAUACAACUUGCACGUUUACGGAGGAGAUGCUGUCUCAGUAUGACUAUGUUAGCAUUACUUUUGGAUUUAACUGUGCCAAUGUCGGCGCCAACCUCGACGCUGUGACAUUCGAGGAAGUUAAUUAG
Fusarium fujikuroi IMI 58289 is the source of this 1416-nucleotide messenger RNA. RefSeq lists its product as uncharacterized. Bases 1 to 1416 code for a protein of 471 amino acids. The record is from RefSeq and is a predicted model, not a curated record. Lineage: Eukaryota; Fungi; Ascomycota; Sordariomycetes; Hypocreales; Nectriaceae. The transcript has a single exon.